UCGACGCGCCACAUCGAACGAGCAACAACGCUCAGAUACAAAGAUACGUUCGUUCGUUCGCUCGCGACCAGCGACAGAUUCCGAGAGCAACGUUGCGUAUGCGUGACGCGUGAAUCGCGUAGAGUUUAUUCCCUCACUUCCCCCACAAUAAACGCGUAGCAGUGCAGUGCCAGACCCAGACAUCCAUCCAUCUAUCCAGCGAUGACAGUGCCCGUGCAGCUUUGAGAUCAGCGAUCGAGAGCGGGGCAAGGCGGAUCCGCCGACGGCAAAACGAUAAAGUGAACGCGGCUAAGCUGGCAGUAACGGUGCAGCCACAACAAUAACAGUAACAAUAACAAUAACGAUCGCAACGGUAACGGUCAACGGUGAACAUGGAGCGAGUCCUGCGCGCAUGACAAGCAAACAGUCGCCGAGAUCCCUCCCGCCCGGUCCUGGGACAGAGGCCUGUCAAAAUAUUAGAGUACUCCCCGACCCCCCACACACACACACAACCCCCUCCCCCCAUACAUAAAACAGUGCAAUGAUCAAAAGUUAACAAACAAAUAAACAAAACGAAAAGGAUACAAAGCAAAAAGAGAGAGAGAGAGCAAAGAGAGUGAGGAGCGGCAGCGAAAGUGCUUAACGGUCACAAAAGUUCUCUUGAUGAAAAAUCACCUGUCCAACGUGCUGUGUGCAAUGCGUAGUGACUUCAAGGAUAAUCACCAGGAGACCAUCAAUAAAAUGAUACAAUUUGGCACAGUGAAAUAUGGCAUUGUCAAACAGCUGAAGGAUCGCGCUCGAAGCGCCGACAAAGAUACUGGCAGCGAUCAGGAGGAGAAUGGUGCCUGCUCGCCACUGACCACGGCCACGACGACAGCCAGUCCCGAGCCCGAGGAGGAACAGGAGCAGCAGCAGCAGCAGCAGCAGGAAGAAGCUGGGCAGACAGCAGCAGAGGAGAUCGAUGAGGAGCAGGAGCAACCCAUUGAGGAUAACAACAACAAAGUGGUCAUGACCAAGCCUAGCUCAGAGCUGGCUCAGUCCGAGUCCCAGUCCCAGUCCCACUCCGAGUCCAGGCCACAGUCUCCCUCAGUGAACACAGAGGAGGCAGCGACGGCGGCCAGUCCGGCGGCAGUGGCGCCCGAGAAGGACAUCGAAGUGGAUGUGGAAAUGCCAGAGACGAGAAGUUCGGCAGCGGCAGGUGCGGGCGCCACGCCCGUGACCCUGGAGGCCAUUCAGAACAUGCAGAUGGCCAUUGCCCAGUUUGCGGCCAAGACCAUUGCCAAUGGCUCGACGGGAGCGGACAAUGAGGCGGCCAUGAAGCAGCUGGCCUUCCUGCAGCAAACGCUCUUCAAUCUGCAGCAGCAGCAGCUCUUCCAGAUUCAGUUGAUCCAGCAGCUGCAGUCGCAGUUGGCCCUCAACCAGGCCAAGCAGACGGAGGAGGACGCAGACGCAGACGCAGACGAGGAGGAGGAAGGGGAAGCGGAAGCGGAGGAUGUGGAGCCGGAGGAGGAGACGGACACGUACGAGGAGGAGGAGCGCAUCGCGGACAUGGAACUCAGACAGAAGGCGGAGGCACGCAUGGCCGAGGCCAAGGCCCGACAGCAUCUGAUCAAUGCAGGAGUUCCCCUUCGCGAGUCCUCUGGCUCCCCCGCAGAGUCCUUGAAGCGUCGCAGAGAGCAGGAGGAGGCGGAGGAGGAGCAAGCUGCCAUGCGGCGUCCCCUCAGCAGUCGUCGCCUCAGCGCGGAGCCGCUCCACAAGGAGAACGCCCAGGAGGCGCUGGCCAAGCUCAAGGACAUGGAGAACAUGCCACUGCCCUUCGGCUCCGACCUGGCCUCCAGCAUCAUCACGAAUCACGACGAUCUGCCGGAGCCCAACUCCCUCGAUCUGCUGCAGAAACGCGCCCAGGAGGUGCUCGACUCGGCCUCGCAGGGCAUCCUGGCCAACAACAUGGCCGAUGACUUCGCCUUCGACAAGUCCGGCGAGGGCAAGAGCCGCAAUGAGCCGUUCUUCAAGCAUCGCUGCCGGUACUGCGGCAAGGUCUUCGGCUCCGACUCCGCCCUGCAGAUCCACAUUCGAUCCCACACGGGGGAGCGGCCCUUCAAGUGCAACGUCUGCGGCAGUCGCUUCACCACGAAGGGCAACCUCAAGGUGCACUUCCAGCGGCACGCCCAGAAGUUCCCCCACGUGCCCAUGAAUGCCACGCCCAUACCGGAGCACAUGGACAAGUUCCAUCCGCCGCUGCUCGAUCAAAUGUCACCCACCGACAGCUCGCCCACCCACUCCCCAGCGCCGCCUCAAGCUCCCGCUGCUGUGCCGCCCACUGCCAUGCCCGCGUUCCCCGGACUGCAGGGCCUGUACCGCCCGCCCAUGGAGAUUCUGAAGUCUUUAGGCGCCGCUGCUGGAGGCCCUCAUCCGUUCUUCCCGCAAAUGCCAGGCCUGGGCGCUGCCCUGAAGCAUUCCUCCUCCUCCAGCGACAUGCCCACGGACCUGCGCAAGUCCUCGGGUCCGAGUUCGCCGCUCCAGGAGCAGGAGGAUGAGGAGAUGUCUGGUCGCAUGCCCGUCAAGACAGAGCUCAUGGAGGAGGACAAGGAGGAGGCGGAGGCGGAGGCGGACACCUCCGCCAAUGAACCCGAACCCGAACCGGAGCCACUGCCGCUGGAGGUGCGCAUCAAGGAGGAGCGCCUCGAGGAGGAGCAGCAGCAAUCCCACCAGCAGCAGCAGCAGCAGGAGGAGGAAGCGGAACAGCAGCUGGAGGUGCGUCGCACGCCAUCCCCACGCGUGCGAUCCCCGCCAGUGAAUCAUCAUCGCAGCCAUCACCACCAUGGACACCAUGGCCAUCUCGGUUAUCCGCCGGUGGUGCAGCCCAUCCAGCCACCCGCGCUGAUGCACCCACAGCAGCCAUCGCCCGGCUCCCAGUCGCACCUGGACCAUCUGCCCACGCCGGGCCAGCUGCCACCCAGCAUGCCACAUCGCGAGGACUUCUUUGCGGAGCGCUUCCCCCUGAACUUUACGACCGGCAAGACGCUCUCGCCGGAGCACAACUCGCCCAUCCGGUCCCCCGCCCAUGCCCACGGACAUCCGCACCACGCCCACAUGGCCCGUUCGCCCUUCUUCAAUCCGAUCAAGCACGAGAUGGCAGCACUGCUGCCGCGGCCCCACAGCAACGACAACUCGUGGGAGAACUUCAUCGAAGUGUCCAACACCUCGGAGACCAUGAAGCUCAAGGAGCUGAUGAAGAACAAGAAGAUCAGCGACCCCAACCAGUGCGUCGUCUGCGACCGCGUCCUCUCCUGCAAGAGCGCCCUGCAGAUGCACUACCGAACGCACACGGGCGAGCGGCCCUUCAAGUGCCGCAUCUGCGGCCGCGCCUUCACCACGAAGGGCAACCUCAAGACGCACAUGGCCGUGCACAAGAUCCGGCCGCCCAUGCGCAACUUCCACCAGUGUCCGGUGUGCCACAAGAAGUACUCGAAUGCCCUCGUCCUGCAGCAGCACAUCCGCCUGCACACGGGCGAGCCCACGGACCUCACCCCGGAGCAGAUCCAGGCAGCGGAGAUACGCGAUCCGCCGCCCUCCAUGAUGCCGGGACACUUCAUGAAUCCCUUUGCCGCGGCUGCCUUCCACUUUGGCGCACUGCCAGGGGGACCCGGAGGCCCAGCAGGAGGAGGAGGACCCGGAGCCAUGCAUGGAGCGCACAAUGGAGCCCUCGGCUCGGAGUCGUCGCAGGGCGAUCUGGAGGACAACAUGGACUGUGGGGAUGACUACGACGAUGAUGUGUCCUCGGAGCAUCUGUCCAACAGCCACCUGGAGCAGGAGAGCGCCGGAUCGGAGCGUCCCCGCUCCGGGGAUGACUUCAAGUCGCUGCUGUUCGAGCAGAAGCUGCGCAUCGAUGCCACGGGCGUGGUGAACACUCAUCCCCAUCCCCAUGCCCAUGCCCAUCCCCAUCCCCAUCCGCCCGCGCGGCCACGCUCCUCCGCCUCCAGCAAUGCCAACUCCGUGGGCUCCGCCUCAGCGCCCACCAGCCCCACCUCCCACCAGUCGCAUCUGGCCAGCAAGCCCAGCGCCUCGUCCACGCGCGCCAGCAGUCCCGCUCGAUCGGAGGCGUCGCAGGGCGCCCUGGAUCUGACGCCACGGGCGGCGCCACAGCCACCGCCGCCGGCGGCAGCUUCGGCCUCCUCCUCCAGCUCCCGCUCCCGCUCGCCGCUGCUGCCCAAGGAGAAGCCCAUCAGUCCGCCGCAGUCGGCACGGAGUCCGCCCAACGGCCCACCGCAGCCGCCUCCUCCCCCAUCGAUGCUCUCCUGCUCGCCGCUGCCCCCUUCGGUGGCGAUUGACUGCCUGCCCCCGGGACUGCAGCACCAUCUGCAGCAGCAGCAUCAGCAUCUCAUGCAGCAGCAAGCGGCAGUGGCAGCAGCAGCCGCCGCACAGCAUCACCACCAUCAGAUGCAGCAGCACGCGGCAGCUCUGCACCAGCACCAGGAGCAGCUGCGACGCGAGGCGCAGGAGGCGCAGCAGAAGGCAGCGGCAGCAGCAGCAGCGGCAGCCCAGCGCCAGACCUCACCACAGCCCCCGUCCCGCUCCAGCGAGGUGCCCGCGGGUCCGCCCAAUCCGCUGAUGGGUGCCCGUCCGCCCUUCGGCAUGUUCCCCAACCUGCCGCUCUUCCCGCCCUCCACGACGCAGAAUAUGUGCAACGCGAUGAAUCAGAUAGCCCAGUCCGUGAUGCCGGCGGCGCCCUUCAAUCCGCUGGCGCUGAGCGGCGUGCGGGGCAGCACCACGUGCGGCAUCUGCUACAAGACAUUCCCCUGCCACUCGGCGCUGGAGAUCCACUACCGAAGCCACACCAAGGAGCGGCCCUUCAAGUGCAACAUCUGCGAUCGCGGCUUCACCACAAAGGGCAAUCUGAAGCAGCACAUGCUGACCCACAAGAUCCGGGACAUGGAGCAGGAGACCUUCAGAAAUCGUGCAGUAAAGUAUAUGAGUGAAUGGAGCUCUGAUCGCGAAUAAAUAGACACUCAAUCAGCCAUCAAGCACGAUCAGCAUGAAUGAGCGAUCUCCCUGUCGGUAUCUGGAUCACUUUCCUCCCAGAAGGCUGGACUGGCUGUCUCAGUCAAGAUGCAAUCGAUUCUCGCAACCAAAAUGAUCUCAAGGUUUACAGAAGGAGCGAGUGAGAGAGAGAGAGAGAGAGAGAGAGAGCGCGAGGGGCACGCUGGUCGGUGGUCAGAGAAGGAAAAAUCUUUUAUAUUUAUAAAUUGUUGGCCACAAAAAUAUUAUUUGAUUGCUGGUUC
This is a messenger RNA of Drosophila guanche, 5261 nucleotides long. Its product is annotated as homeotic protein spalt-major. Gene Ontology annotation, molecular function: RNA polymerase II cis-regulatory region sequence-specific DNA binding; DNA-binding transcription factor activity, RNA polymerase II-specific. Gene Ontology annotation, cellular component: nucleus. Bases 643 to 4980 code for a protein of 1445 amino acids. The transcript has 4 exons. The record is from RefSeq and is a predicted model, not a curated record. NCBI's taxonomy places the organism in Eukaryota, Metazoa, Arthropoda, Insecta, Diptera, Drosophilidae. Gene Ontology annotation, biological process: regulation of transcription by RNA polymerase II.